AUGGAGUACGACAACAAGAUUCCCAAGUCCAUGACCAGCGACAAGACAUCGUUCGCUCACGAGACUGUCCUGAUUCGUUUCCCUCACAUCCUGACUGGCUGCAUCGACGAUAUCCACAAGGCCAUCUCCAAGAUCACCGAUGAGACUGAGAAGGCCGAGGGCAAGAAGAUUCUCGAGGAGCUCGUCAAGUUCAAGUACGAGGUUCAGCACGACCGCACACUCACUCCCAUCACCGACAAGCUCUACCCCCAGGAGGCUGAGGUCUUCAACAAGGAGCUUGAGCAGCGUGGGAACCCCCACUGGCUGGAUGUCUACUGGCUGUUCUCUGAGUGCUACCUGUACCGCCGCGUCGUCACCUUCUUCCACAACAGCCCCAGCAAGUUCUGGCAGGAGUACGAUGUCUUCGCCGUCCAGAAGAUAGACACCUUCCGCACUUCCCGCGUGGCCGUUCUGGAGCUCGCCGCCCGCUACCGCGAGCUGGUUGAGGAGAUCAAGGCCAACAAGGAUGCCACCCACGACCCCGAGGCCGAGAAGAUUCUCUUCAACGAGAUGUUCGAGGUCUGCCUGUGGGGAAAUGCUACUGACCUGACCCUCCUGGCCAACAUGUCGUACGAGGAGAUCAAGAACAUGCAGGGCUCUGAGGCCCGCAAGAGGGCUGAGAAGAACAUUGUCCUCAACGACCUCCCCCGCGUCUAUGACCUGCUUGCCAAGGCCCGCGCCGAGGGUAAGGCCGAGCGCCGCGUCGACUUCGUCCUUGACAACGCCGGCUUUGAGCUCUACGUCGACCUUGUCCUCGCCGGCUUCCUCCUCUCCACCGGCCUGGCCACCCACAUUGUCUUCCGCCCCAAGUCCAUGCCGUGGUUCGUCUCCGACGUGACCCCCCGGGACUUUAAGGAUACCCUCGACGUCAUCUCGAACGCCAAGACCUUCUUCGAGACCCCCAGCGACGACGAUAAGCUUCAGGGCAAGACCCCUGCCCCUCUCUCCGCCGAAGAGGCUGCGAACAUGGAGUUCGUCUUCAAGAACUGGACCCAGCACCAUGUCGAAGGCGAAUUUGUCCUCCGCCCCCACCGCUACUGGACCACCGGCGGCAGUUUCUGGCGUCUGCCCCACCAGGCCCCCGACCUGUACGAGGACCUCAAGGAUGCUGAGCUCGUCAUCUUCAAGGGUGACCUCAACUACCGCAAGCUGACCGGUGACGCUCUCUGGGACCCCACCACCCCCUACCCCGACGCCAUCGGUCCCAUGGGCCGCAACUCCGGCAUCAAUGUCAUGUCCCUGCGCACCUGCAAGGCUGACGUCGUCACUGGCCUCAAGCCCGGUCAGGACGAGGAGCUCAAGAAGAUUGCUGGUGAUAUCGAGACCGGCGCCAGGAAGUGGGCCUGGCACGGAAAGUGGGCUGUCAUUGCCCUUUCCGAGGGCAAGAAGCAGGAGUAA
Messenger RNA from Geosmithia morbida, 1437 nucleotides. Its product is annotated as Protein of unknown function DUF89. Lineage: Eukaryota; Fungi; Ascomycota; Sordariomycetes; Hypocreales; Bionectriaceae. The record is from RefSeq and is a predicted model, not a curated record. Gene Ontology annotation, molecular function: phosphatase activity. The transcript has 4 exons. Gene Ontology annotation, cellular component: nucleus; cytoplasm. The coding region runs from base 1 to 1437 and encodes 478 amino acids. Gene Ontology annotation, biological process: DNA damage response.